AAAGCUUGAAAGCUUCUAUGUCGCAAUACCCUUGCACAAGUCCUGGCGUAUUUGUGAAUUUUUUUCUCAAUACGUAUACGAGCACGUCAGCCUCACAAAAUGCUACAAACACCCAGCCCUCUCUAAGCAGUUCUAAUAAAUAGCAGGCUAGACGCCUAGUGUCUUGUUAAAGUGCCCUUCUUCGUCCAUCAUCUCAUUGAGCUCUAGCCCUACUCUGUUUUAGCCUUUGCUAUGGAUGGAAACCGUAAUCCAUGGCAGCAAAUCAUAGACGAAUUGAUUCGUAUUUCCAACGCCGAACAUAAUGCAAGGAUCCAGGCUCUAGUCAAUCUCGGAGAACGUCUAGGACAUGCGGACGUGGAUUUAAUCAGGGGCUAUGUAUAUCAGGUCGAGAUUACGAGGAUUAGGAGCCUGAAUUUGGUCACAAUCGCGUGGCCGCUUGGGCGGGGACCACCUCCUCAUCUUGUACCCUUGCCUAGACCAAAUUUCCAGCCAUUGCCACUCGGAUUGUUCCCGCCAAGUAUCGCGGCAAUGCAUCUACUGAAUGAGGACCAGCUCCGUGUUCUACUAGAGCUUUAUGGUCUGGCACUGGAUGGAGAACGCGAGCACCUUUUCCAGCGCUUCCUUUCCUAGUACAUUAGCAUGCACUCUUGAUCUGAUAGUAGAGUAACUCGGACUAGCAAGCAUUUUCCGCUUUACGAAUCAUGUCUUCCAUAAAUCAUGUACAUAUUUUCGGCAGUGACUCCAGUUAGUUAUAGUUUCUUCACAACUUAGUGCCGC
Fomitiporia mediterranea MF3/22 is the source of this 777-nucleotide messenger RNA. RefSeq lists its product as uncharacterized. The coding region runs from base 232 to 630 and encodes 132 amino acids. NCBI's taxonomy places the organism in Eukaryota, Fungi, Basidiomycota, Agaricomycetes, Hymenochaetales, Hymenochaetaceae. The record is from RefSeq and is a predicted model, not a curated record. The transcript is spliced from 4 exons.